Molecule: messenger RNA, 1438 nt
Organism: Punica granatum (pomegranate)
Lineage: Eukaryota; Viridiplantae; Streptophyta; Magnoliopsida; Myrtales; Lythraceae
Source: RefSeq, a predicted model, not a curated record
CUCUCUAUCUCUCUCUCUCUCUCCGUCUUUCUCUUACUUGUUGAUGAGCUGUUCAUGCUGAGUCUCCUCUCCGUGCCAACCGAUAAUGCCCAGAAAAUGCCCAUCUUUCCCGAGUCAUCAUCACCAUAUAAGGGAAAAAAUCAAUAUGGUGGGAUUCCAAGAACAAGACAGGACCAAUAUCUAUAAGCCAAUGCUUUAAUGUGCCCUCUCAGAUGUAUUAGCUGUCUUCUGCUCCAUCUUUCCCUCUCUCCCAUACCAAACUCCUAUUCUCAAAGCGCCCCCCUCCCUUGUUCUCUCCCCUAUCUUGUAGAUCCUUAUUAAUAAGGGCCCGCCACGUCACCCACCCCAUGCACUUUUGCACCCCUCCCCUCCCUUUAUAAAUGCGGAGCCAAAUGGUAUCAGAGCCGAUCCAGACCCAUAGCAUUUCCCCGCUGAAGGGUCCACAAAGGACCCUCAGUGACCCUCCUCUCUUGUCGUAUCCGUUCUCUGAUGAUCCAUCGACCACCCAUUGCCCCGAGAUGUUCUCUCAGCAGCCACCCUCGCCGUCGCUCUUGAUCGGAGACUGUAUCGGGGCGGAGAGCUGUCUAGACCUGAUGUCCCUUUUGGAGAGGCCGAAAGAAGCCAAUGACAAGGCGGUGACGAUGGAGAGGAGGAUGACGAUGAGGAAGAGUCGGCGGUGGGAGACAAAGGAGAAGAGGAAGGAGAAGGAGUAUCCCCCGCCGAUCCCAUUGCUUGCUCGGACGGAGAACCUACACUCUCACAUGCCGUGGGUCCUCGAAAGGACCUACACGAGCGAUGGUCGGCUCAUCUUGAGGGAGGAGCGGGUCAGGCACCAUGAGUACUUUCGGGCCGACAGGAGGGACGGCCGCCUCACCCUCCAGCUCGUACCAUUGGACGAUGAAGUCUUCAACCUCGAAAAUGAGGCCGAGGCAGAGUCCGAGUUUGAGUCCGAGGCUAAUGGCAAUAGUGCAUCUUCCUCAACUAGCGAUAAUGCUAAAGGAGAUGACCAUUUACAAUGUUCUGAAGCCGAGAUUGAAAACAGGAAGAAUACUAGUGAUUGCGAGACUGAUAACACCGAUAAGUCGGAGAUGGCGGUAGACAAUGACGAGCCGCCGACAGGGUCGACAGUCGAGAUUGGAGGAGCAGUUGGGAAGUGCUUAAAAGUAUACAACAUUAGUGGGGGAGUUAAUGUGACCGGAGGAGGAUCCUCUUGUAUAUUUGGGGUAGCAGUGCCAGCUCUCUAGGGCCAGUCCAUGGCUAAUUAGAUUUGAUUGGAUAAUACAAAUUGAAUAGGAUCGUCAUCUUCAUCUUACUUUGUCUUCCAUUAAUCAGGUCUGAGACUAGGGUUUUGCUUUUUCUUUUUAUAUAUAUUUAUAUUUAUAUAUUUUUUGGUUAUCCAAAAGUUGAGUUCUCUUUUUCUCGGAGUCGAAUUUAAAUA